This is a messenger RNA of Spea bombifrons (plains spadefoot toad), 4144 nucleotides long. It is a transcript of the gene SH3RF3, whose product is annotated as SH3 domain containing ring finger 3. The transcript is spliced from 10 exons. The coding region runs from base 457 to 3114 and encodes 885 amino acids. NCBI's taxonomy places the organism in Eukaryota, Metazoa, Chordata, Amphibia, Anura, Pelobatidae. Gene Ontology annotation, molecular function: metal ion binding; protein binding. The record is from RefSeq and is a predicted model, not a curated record.
AGGGACAGGUCACAAGAAGCGAUCGGCACCCACGGGUAACUCCUUGGAAUCUAUCAUUUCUUUAAGGAUCUGGGGCAGACCACGUUAUUCUCUGAUCUCCUGUAGGAGGCUGCAUUCCCAUGCAGGGUUUCUGGACAACGUUUUGACGGCUCCCUUGUUAAUUAGUCGUUAAGGGACUGGGGCAGACACUCUGCAAUGUGGCAUUUGUCUUGCACGGUGUUUUAGCCUAUUUGCUCCAAGAGAGGAGGAGGGCGCACGCUGGCCAUACGACUACUAGAGGGGAACAUUGUUUUGUCUGGUUCAAAUGGAAAGGGAACUUCGCAUGUCCAUGUGAAGCACUAAAGCUGGCACUACGACAGCGGACCUACUUGCAGUAGAUUUCGGAUGGGUUGCCCCCUCUUCCACGGCCCAUUGUAGAUACCCUGUUUGGGUGUCUUACCCAGCCGGUAGUCCUAGAUGCUCCUCGGGGCAUCCUGGCUGUGCACUUCCAAAGGACCACAGAAACCAUCCAAGGGGGAGGAGGAGGAGAGCCGAAGGGAUAGAAGAGGAAGGAGGGAAGGGGGAAGCGGUGGUGGAGGUGGUGAAGGAGAGAUGGACGAAUCGUCCUUGCUGGAUUUGCUGGAGUGCUCGGUGUGCCUGGAAAGGUUGGAUACCACUGCCCGGGUGCUCCCGUGUCAGCACACCUUCUGCCGGAGAUGUCUGCAGAGCAUCGUGAGCUCCAGGAACGAGCUGCGCUGCCCGGAGUGCCGCAUCCUGGUGGAGUGCGGGGUGGAUGACUUGCCCGCUAACAUCCUGCUAGUCAGAUUACUGGAUGGCAUCAGGCAGAGACCCAGGGGUAGCCCUACAGGGAGCCCCACAGCCAGUGGCCACCACAGCAGCAGUAGUAAUAACAGCAACAACCAUAGCAGUAAUUGUGCUAGCCCGGGGUGCUCAGCCUCUGGGGGUUCUGCGACCCCGGCCAAUGCUUCCUGCGCCUCCAGUCUGAGGGACCUGGCCGCUGCCAGCCAGAAUGGUCUAGUGGCAAAGAAUAUCUCACAGCUGCCCUGUGGACGAGCUCUCUACACCUACGAAGGCAAAGAACCUGGGGAUCUUAAAUUUAACAAGGGUGACAUCAUUAUUCUGCGACGGAAGGUUGAUGAAAACUGGUAUCAUGGAGAAUUGAAUGGAAACCGCGGCUUCUUUCCAGCUAGUUAUAUCCAGUGCAUAAAACCUCUUACUCAACCCCAACCACAGGGAAAAGCACUUUAUGACUUUGAAAUAAAGGACAAAGAUCAAGACAAGGACUGCUUAUCAUUUACCAAGGAUGAAAUUCUGACUGUGAUCAGACGUGUCGAUGAUAACUGGGCAGAAGGAAUGUUGGGAGACAAGAUUGGAAUUUUUCCGAUUCUCUAUGUAGAGCUGAACGAGGCAGCAAAGCAGCUCAUUGAGAAGGACAAGACAAGCUUAUCUACAGCACCAAGCUAUGAGGUCCCUGUCUCAUUUGAUGCCAGCUUGGUAGUCAGUGUGACCCAGAGUCCUACUUUAAACAGUACCGGAGUUGUUAGUGCCAACCAAAGGCAUUUCGACAUCAAGAGGAAUACCAAGAAACGCCACUCUUUCACCGCCCUCAGUAUGACGCACAAAUCUUCCCAUGCCAUGAAUAACAGGCACUCCAUGGAAAUUAGUUCUCCCGUUUUGAUCAGUUCUAGUGAUCCCCGUGCUGCUGCCAGAAUCGGAGGCUUGGCUCAACUUUCAUCCAGUGCUCCAGUUCAGGAUUCAUCUACAUUAGGCUCUGUUCCUGCUGCUGGAGCUACUGGUCCCAAAACGGGCACACUGCUUGGAGAACAAGGGACAUCACCAAAAGUUCAGCUGCCACUAAACAUAUACUUAGCCCUCUACGCAUACAAACCACAGAAGAACGAUGAGCUGGAGCUACGCAAGGGAGAGAUGUAUAGGGUCAUUGAAAAAUGUCAAGAUGGAUGGUUCAAGGGUACUUCUCUCCGGACUGGAUUGUCAGGAGUCUUUCCAGGCAAUUAUGUCACUCCUGUCUCUAGGAUGCCUGCUGGGCUUAGGAAUUGCGCCAUGGGAGUCCCAGUCACAGUCAGAGGUUCUUCAGUGGCUACACAUGGGUCAACCCAAGGGGGAAUGACAAACUGUACCAAUGUGGUUAGGCCUGCUCUCCCUAUCACUGUGCCUCAGAUACAUCCACACCAAUCCCCAACAAAUUCUCAGACCAGCUCUGUAAAGAUCUCUUCCCAGCAAGCUGUCAACCAGGCCCGUGGUGCUAUGCAGAUGGCACACUCUUCAGCACAAUCCCAGGAACGUCCAACAGCAACUGUUUCACCGUUAAGGACUCAGAGUUCUCCGUCACGUCUGCCAGCAAACCUAAAUAGGCCACAUUCGACAGUAUCUCCCCAACACAGCCAGCAGCCUGCUGGACAGACCUCUACGCCGACCCAUUGUGCAAGGCCAAUCAUACCACUGACUUCAGCUGCAUCAGCCAUCACUCCACCUAAUGUAACUGCAGCAAACCUAAAUGGUGAAGCCACCAAUGGACCCAUCAGCAGUUUGAUGACUGCUAGCCCCACACAUACAGCCAGCAAAGCAGAAGAUAGAAAGAUGGAAAAGAGAGAGAAGAAGAGUGGACUGCUCAAGUUAUUAGCUGGUGCUUCAGCGAAAAAGAAGUCCCGUUCUCCUCCAUCCAUCUCACCAACUCAUGACCCCCAAGCUGUGCUGGAAGGAGUAAUUCAAGGUGCAGUGGGACUGGAGCUGUCCUCUGUGACCAACCACGGCAGAGCAGGAUCAUGCCCCAUUGAGAGUGAAAUGCAAGGAGCAAUGGGAAUGCAUCCACUGCACAGAAAAACUGGCUCAUUAGACCUCAAUUUUUCAAUCUCUUCUCCAGUAAGACAGCCUGCUUGUGCGAUGUUGGCUGUCCGGCCAGAACCUAAACCUUCCCCCAGGGAGAGAUUUCGAGUUGUUGUACCAUACCCACCACAGAGUGAAGCAGAAAUUGAGCUGAAAGAAGGAGAUAUUGUUUUUGUUCAUAAAAAACGAGAAGAUGGAUGGUAUAAAGGUACACUGCAGAGAAAUGGGAGGACAGGUCUUUUUCCCGGAAGUUUUGUGGAGAGCUUUUGAUCAUAGCAUCUGACAGACAUCAUACAGCAUUGUUUUCAAAAUGAAGGAUUGUUCAACAUUGAUUGGUAUAUUUUUAGAAAUGGUUGCACUUGAUGGCCAUAGAGCAAGAGAAUAAGCACAAAAGAAGCACAAAAAAGCAAAGCACCAGAACAUUUUAUCUGUUAAUAAUUUUGACCUUUAAAGACACUCUUUGAUAUUCAACAAAUCAGUUCUAAAACCACCCAAGAGCUUGAUGUCCUUCCAGAAUGCUGGACUGUGUUAUCGUGGGCAGGGGCGUACAGUGUUAUGUUGAAGUAGUGCCUUCCACUUGGAACACAUUUGGGUAAAGUUUGCUAACUGUGGUGUACAGAUAAUUAAUUUACUUCGAAUAUAUGAGUCUUUUAUUCUACAUUAAAUUAUUUGUGAAAACUGCAGUGUUCUUUUUACUGGCCUCUGAAGAAAUGAUAGAAUAGAACAGGGUGAAAAAGACUGGCCAGAAGUCACUAUAAAUUAUACCAGAAGUGACCAGCACCAAAAUAGUUUACUGGUAGUAGUUUAAGUGUGGGCAAGGAAUAAACUGGCAUUUAUUUACAGAUGUAUAUUUCGUUACCCCAAUGAUUCUUUUGAUAUGAUCUGUUUUAACAGGUUGAUUACAUACAGUUCAUUUUUUUGAGCUCCAUAAAAUAGAAAACAGAAAAGAAAACAUUACUUUUCCUAUGAUGAAUAUUUCCACCCCUUCUUUGUUAAGCGAUGAUAGAUGAGAUGGCCAGUAGAGCUUUCCAUCUUUGUUUUCUCAUUGCUAUUGUGGUGUUUAUGAUUAAUAUUUAUACAGAAGUUCAGUAUAUGGAAAGAUGUCAUAAGUGAUUGCAGUUUUUAUAUGUGUUAAUGAUCCCAUGGAUGCUACUAAAAAGAACACUGCAAGUUCCUUUUAAAAAUGACGUGUGUGCUGACUGUAAAGUUGUGUUGGAUUUGACUUGUUUUAUAAUGCAACUAAAAGUGCAUCAUUUAUGUUACCAAAUGUUAUGAAAAUAAAAUCUUGUGCUAUUAAAGU